AUGCCAGUCUCGCGGAAACUAGUCGUUCUAUGCUGUUUUGCCGUUCGUCUGCCUGUGAUUGCCUUUGCAGCUCUACAUCUUCGUGAUCUAGGUCCAUACAUUCACUCCUCCAACCCCACCCUCGAUAUCAUUGAUGUUUACGUAUGGAUCCAAUUAGAGAUCAAUUACUCUCUCAUCGUCUGUACUUCCUUCUGUAUCGUCCCAUUCAUGCGUGCAAUCAGCACAGACUAUGGAACGGCAGGAGAAGUCACCUUGGGAUCAAGCAAUACCAAUUCUCGGUCUGCACAUUAUAUCAAGGAGCGCGCAAGGCAAUUUCAGGGCAUCGCUCUUCAGUCUAUGGUUCGGGUUAAGCCUCAGGCACAAUCAGGUCGAUCUCCGGAUGAGCACAGCGUGGCGAGUGCAGGGAGCACUCGCAUGAUAAUCGAAAAAACCGUGGAGACGACCAUUGUUUUUCACCACAUGACUCAACGAAGAACGCCCUGUCAGCCUGCGGUGGGGCUGCCUGGGAGGCGGUGGUAUCGGUGGGGCCUUAAAAGAGAGGCAUCGACGGCGGGGUUUUGCCGCAUCGCAACUCUUUCUCCAGCCAUUCUCUCCUCCGACAAUCUCGGGUCUCGUGCCAGAAUGGUCGCGCAAACCCCCGCCGUGGAAGAUCUCCUGAAGAGACAAUUAUAUAUUUAUGAUCUCCCCCAAGAACUUCUCGCGACAUUGAUGACGAAAACCGAAUACCAGCCGACGACUGUCCCCGAGACCACGGAAGAAGAGCGACCGGAAACACCCCAGGAACAUGCGGUCUCGACGUCCACCUUGUGCUCCCUCUGCAAGGUGUCGUACCUGAAUGUGCAGGAACAGCGCGACCAUGCGCGGUCGGAUCAUCAUAAAUACAACCUGAGGGCGCAGCUGAGAGGGAACCCCACCCUAGACGAGGUUCAAUUCACCAAGGCGAUCGGUGAACUCGACGAGUCGAUAUCCGGGUCCGAAUCGUCAGAACCGGAGGAUGAAAGGGACGAAGGACAACUCGCGGCCUUGCUGAAAAGGCAGGCCAAGAUAUCGCAGGCGGCCGAGGAUGCUGAAGAUGAGGAUUCGCCGAGACGGAGGACCGCUGGAAAGCAUCCUCUGCUCUGGUUUUCGAGUUCCAUUCUUCCGUCCAACACUUCCCUCGGGAUCUACAGAGCCAUGUUUUCGACUGUCGAGCAGGACGAACCUGGACACCUUGUCGAUACCUUGCGAAAGAAGCAACUCGCUCCGAUCCAUGCACCAACUAGCGGACAAGCCGCGAAACCAUCCGCAUCGUCCAGUCCGCACAUUUUCAUGUGCAUGAUUGGCGGUGGCCAUUUUGCGGCAAUGCUCGUGUCCUUGGCUCCAGAAAUCCAUCGAAAGCAAGGCGGUUUUGAAGAGAGACAGGCUCGUGUGAUUGCGCACAAAACGUUCCAUCGUUACACGACUCGGCGGAAACAGGGUGGAUCGCAGUCGGCCAGUGACGCGUCUAGAGGGGCUGCUCACUCCGCCGGUUCCAGUCUGCGCAGAUACAACGAGGCUGCCCACGAGAAGGAGGUUAGGGAGCUGCUUGUGGACUGGAAGCAAAUGAUCGAUAGCGCCGAAUUCUUAUUUGUUCGGGCCACCGGUAGCACCAACCGGAGGAUUCUUUUCGGCCAAUACGAUGGCCAAGUCAUGAAGCACAAUGACCCAAGGAUAAGAGGAUUUCCGUUCAGCACUCGCCGCGCUACCCAGGCAGAGCUUAUGAGAUGCUUCAAGGAGCUCACACGCGUGAAGGUCAGCCAGGUUGACGAGGCCGCGCUUGCUGCGGCCGAGGCCAAGCAACGAGAGGAGGCAUCGAAGCCCUCUACUCCAAAACCGCAACCACAGAAACCUAAACUUUCCAAAGAGGACGAGGCUGCCAUUCUUCAUACGACCCAAAUACAAGCUCUCAUCCGCCGUUCUAAGAUUCCCGCCUUGAUUUCAUACCUCUCCACGAACUCAAUUCCCCCGUCCUUUACCUUCCUCCCAUCUGACUCCCAGCAAAACUUCCGCUGUCCUACCCCGCUUCAUCUUGCUGCCAAUACGGACUCGCCGUCGAUGGUCUUGGCUCUGUUGACGAAAGCCGGCGCUGAUCCAACGGCAGUCAAUUCGGAAGGACGAACGCCGUUCGAGCUUGCUGGAGACCGAGCUACCCGUGAUGCUUUCCGCGUCGCCCGGCACGAACUCGGCGAAUCCAAGUUGAACUGGGACGCUUCUAAAGUGCCGUCCGCAAUUUCGAAAACCGAUGCUGAUAGCCGGAACGAACGUGAACGGAAAAUAGCAGAAGAGGAAGAAUCUAACCGGCGGAAGGCAGAAAUGGACCGUCUUAAGAAAGAAGACGCGACCCGAGAAGUCUCGCAAGCCGCAAAGAAAGGUGGUCGGUCAUUAGGGGCCGUUGAGAAGACGGCACAAGAGAAGAGAGAGGAAGAGAUGCGAGGAAUGACACCGGAGAUGCGAAUGCGACUGGAAAGAGAGCGUCGCGCAAGAGCAGCCGAAGAACGGUUUCGGCGGAUGCAAGGGAAUUAA
Molecule: messenger RNA, 2541 nt
Organism: Aspergillus affinis
Lineage: Eukaryota; Fungi; Ascomycota; Eurotiomycetes; Eurotiales; Aspergillaceae
Product: putative C2H2 finger and ankyrin domain protein
Exons: 4
Coding region: 1-2541 (846 amino acids)
Molecular function (GO): protein binding
Source: RefSeq, a predicted model, not a curated record